CUAGCGCCACCCCGGAAGCCCACACAUCCUUACAGAGGGGAAUUCAUGCAUGACAAAUGGUAUUAUAGGUGAGCUGUUUAAAAAUCAACUGAGAUUUUAAUCUUAACACUGUGAGCCAUUAUUGAUUCCAAAUUAAGGAGUGAAAUGUAAACAUUCUGAAGAUCUCCAAAAAGUAUAAAAUUCAUUUCUGGAUGAGAAAAGAUGUACACAUUUAUGAUGUUAAAACCAAGAAAAAAGAAAAUAUUAUUAGAUUUUACGACAUAAAAAAGAAAAACUGCAUACUUAGAAGGCAAAAUCAAACUAAAAACACAUUUUCAACAAAAGCUGAGUAUCCUAAAUAUAAUUCCAUCUUCUUCCAUCUACCUCACACAUAUUUUCAUUGAACACCACCUAUACAGAUGAUAAAACUGAGGCCUAGAAAUGAUAAGUAACUGUUUCAGGAUCACUUAGGGCGGCAAAUGUUAAACCAACUCAGACCUCAGAUUGGGAUUCUGCCUCUUUUUUGCUGUCUUUAUAAUGAGAAUUUUGGAUUAGAGAUUACUGACAUUGCCUUCCGAAUUUAAACCAAUGGUUUACAGCAACACCAUGCUCCAUUCCCGAGGUGAGACAGAGGAAAAAUAAAAACACUGACAUUCGGUUGGAACUGAACUGAAUGAAAGGGAAAAAAAAAUCCCCUCUUUACAAUUAUGAGACUUAUUAGUAUUUUUCCUAAAUGUAACAUCCAGAUGUAAUUGGCUAUGUCUUUUUCAAAAAACAUUUGUAGUACUACAAAACUUUUUUUACAGAAUGACUGUAAAAGCAGUUAAUUUCUGUAUAAUUUUCAAAAUUACACUUGGGGUCUGGACUAAGUGGAUCUUGAGAUCAAUAAAAAGUCCGGGACUGUUGCCUCUGAAACAUCCUAGGAAGGUGGCCCUUUUAACGUCUGUCAUGCUUAGCACUUAGGAGAUGACCUGAUCCUUUAAAGAAACCUCUCUUUUUUUAUUCAGUCUUCAAAGCGUUAAGUGAAUUUGUCUGGGUUCAUUAUACACCUUCUAGCUCCUAACUUCUCCAACACUUCUCAACCUUCAGUUCUGACUGCAUUCAUUUCAAUUUGUCUACUCUUUUCCAACUAUUUUUAACUAAGGUAAAUUGUCCAAAUUCUCUUUCUCUUCUGCGGAGGUUUUUAGUACUGCUAACAUCUGAGAUAUACAACAUCUUUAUGACCCUGUCUCUAUUCACAUGAGCCAUUACCAGGUGGAAAUUCCCAGGUGGGAAAUUUCUCUCAGUUCACAUGGCCCAGGAUGCCUUCAUAAAUACUUUCCUGCACAAUUACAUAAAGGACACGAGCCUAGAAGACCUCCACACAUUUCAGAACCCUAGCGCGUCAAAGAACAAGUAGGCAAUUGUGAGCAAUUUGACAACCAAGGGCCUUGGCCGUUCAUUGGACACAGAGCACGUCAAUCCUUGUUUGUCAGCAAAUGAGCCCAAAGCUCGUGACGAGGGGUCACAGGCCACCGUCAACUGUUCCGCGUCAACAGGCCCCGCCCCUCGACUGUGGCCUGGCUCCACUGCCUGAGGCCCGACUUCCGUCGGACGCUUCCGCCAUUGGCCGCCUACCCUCCCGGUCGUGGGGCCUCCUCUGCGGUCCCUUCCGUGACUGCCUCGGUCCAUCUCACUUCCCUCAGCCUCCUCUCAGGGCAGCCACCUCCGGUGCCACCACCUGUGCCAUUGCCAUCAUCCCCCGCCUGGCUGAGGUAACUGGCGGCUGCCAUGUCUACCACGGGGGAUGGAGAUCUGGCCCCUGGCGGGCAGGAAGGCCCUGCAGGUGCGGCGGGGGCCCAGGCCGGAGCCCGCGACAGUGUGGACCACAACUCCGAGCCUCGCAGGGGUGACUCCAUGCCUGAGGCUGAGGCGGGUGGAGUCGUGGGGGCCUCAGGAGGCCCGAGGGAGGCGGCCCUGGAGGGUGGGAACUCUGAGGAAGACUCGGACAUCGAGACGGCCGAGGAGGGGGAGGAAGAGGUGCAGGCGCAGGGCGUGAACCUCAUGGUGGACUCGCGACACUUCUCCAUGACCCGCUACCGCUUAACGGUCCUGAGUCAGAGGUACCCGAUUCUGAACCGUAUGUACAAAAACCACAUCCUAGUCCCGCCAGAGGACGACCACGUGUCGGUCCGGCACCAGACCCGGCCGCGCUUGUCCAACCUCGGCUCAGCCACUGUGGCUCGGUUCUCUGAGGUUCAGGUGCACUCAGAUGGACCGGGGGAGGGGCCAGUGGGGGGACCGGCGCAGGAAGCCCUGGCUCAGGAGGCGGAACAGGCAGAGGAAGCCCAGGAGGCGGCGGAGGAGGCCGAGGAGGCCUCUUUAUGGGAGACGGCCACCAAGGAGUCUGAGGAGCACAGCUUGUCGGAGAUGCCACAGGAGCCGGCCACCCCUGAGAAAACAGGUGAAUGCCAGGAUGAGAACUCCAAAGAAGAGGCGCAGGGCAGCAAAAGUGAGGGGAAAGAAAAGAAGUAUAAGAGGAAACAAGAAGAACCAGAAAAGGAUCUGGACCCAGCAAAGGACUGGCCCAGAAAGCCCAGGUAUCUGUGUAUAGCUUUGAAAAUAACCCAGCUAUUCCCAGGCAUUUACCAAUUUUGUUUUUUGCUUUUUAAUUCUUGGAGUAAAUUAAGAAAAUGUUUGUUUGAAAUUAGUUCAACAACUCAAAUUUACCUAAUGUUUAUAGAACAGUUCUGCAGCCAGUAAUAUAAAGAGCAUGAAGUGAAAUACACUUCAUGGCUUCUCAUUUGUUCUUAUGAGGUCUUUGGUCCUCUAUCUCUAAGACUACCAACAAGUUGUAAAUGUGUCAGUACGUAAGACCAGUAUUUCUUGAGAAAACAGUGACGAAAAGCAGCAGCAACUGCGCUGUGCACUAGUUUGGCCUUCAUGUCUUGACCACAGAAGUGCAGUCUCCUGCACUAAGAGAAGACACCUUUUAGAACGUAACUACUUACGAAUAGCAAAAAGCUCAGAAUUUCAAGAAGGACCACAUUUAGUGAUUAAUACUUAAAUAUUUGCUCGGUUAUAGAUUUCUGUAUUUUAUGUGACAGUCAAAAGGAACAGUCAUAGGAUGACUGUUGUUUAUCACUGAGUUGGUAGUGAAGGUAUAUGUACUGUCUUUUAAUGAUUAACAUUUUCUCCCUCGUUUGCAUAGUGAUGUGUUUCAUAAUAACAGCCUCUUUCUCAUACGGUAGAUAUGGAAACCGAGGGUCUGGGAGGGUAAGGGAGUAUCAUCUGUGGAGUGAGCACAGGCUUUUAAGGUAGAAAGAGUGAUUUUAGUCCCAGACUAGCCUCUCAAAGGAAGGGGG
Bubalus bubalis (water buffalo) is the source of this 3323-nucleotide messenger RNA. Its product is annotated as cancer/testis antigen 47A. The transcript is spliced from 2 exons. Bases 1750 to 2721 code for a protein of 323 amino acids. The record is from RefSeq and is a predicted model, not a curated record. Lineage: Eukaryota; Metazoa; Chordata; Mammalia; Artiodactyla; Bovidae.